AUGAGUUUCAACUAUAAACAAACCGAUUUUGAGGUAAACCUAGAAAACCAGGAAAAGGGACCAGAAACAUCAUGGAUGUGUUGGGGCAAAACUCGAUUUUUGAUUUUGUUCAUUGGACUGGUCUGUAUCACAUGCACAAACGCCAACAUGAUUCUGAUGAAUUUCACUGUCAUUUGCAUGGACGACGUCAUCAGUGAGCAGAAGACAACAUUUACGAACAGAACACACUGGCUAGAAAAAUCAUCCGAUAUUUCGUUGACGUUCUCUGCCGCCGCAGUUGGAGCAAUAUUCGGAACAAUUCCAGCAGUGACACUCAUUGCCAGAUAUGGAAUACGACGAGUUCUUACUGUAUACGGACUGUUGUCCGCUGCAGGAACGAUUCUGACGCCGUUGGCAGUGGAAUAUGGAUUGAUUCCAGUGUUGAUUGCUAGAUUCUUUCAAGGAGUUGGUGCAUCUGUUUUGUAUUCCUCAAUCGGAACAAUUUCCGAGUCAUGGAGUCCGAUUACGGAGAUCGGAACGUUCGUGGCAUUUUUGUCAUCGGCGUUUCAGAUUAGUAACAUUGUGACGAUGCCAACAGCUGGUUUUCUUUGCGAGUCUUCACUUGGAUGGAGAUCUAUUUAUUAUAUUUUUGGAGGGAUUACUGUAGUUUUGUAUAUAGUGUUCUAUUGGUAUUACAAUGAUGCGCCGGAUAAGCAUAAACAUGUCGGCAAAAAAGAGCUUCGAAGAAUUCGUGACGGGAAGAUUAUUACAUCUUCGACAAUUAAGACACAACUUCAAGUGAAAUACAGUCAGAUUUUCACAAAUUGGGAAGUUUUCGAGAUUACUUUGGCUAUAAUCGGAGGAAGUGCUUCAGUUAUCUGUCUCAAUAACUACGGUCCCAUUUAUUUGAAUAAGGUUUUGGGCCUGAAUAUUCGAGAAACGGGUUAUUCGAAUGCCAUUCCAUACUUUUUCGCUGCAAUUGUCAAGUUUGCAGCCGGACCAAUUACAGAUAAAUUGGCUCAUAUUACGGAAAGAAUUCGUUUAAUAAUGUUCGCUUUUGUUCCUCAGGUCGCAAUGGCCAUCGGAUAUUUAGUAAUGUCAUUUACAUCACACGUCAUCAUUGCUCAGGUGGCGUACACAUUUUCGGUCGUACUAGCAGGCCUGAAUGUGAUCGGAAUGGUGAAAUGCGCUCAAAUUGUCGCUGAAAAACAUUUGGCACUGAUAAUGGCGGUGAUAUCAAUGAGCUCCUGGGUGUCCGCGUUCAUUCUUCCCAUCGUCAUUGGCGUCAUUUGUCCGACGAAUUCUCAUGCCGAGUGGUCUCGAUUCUACCUAUUUGUUGCCAUUUUUGUAACAUUGACCAAUAUUCCCUUCCCGUUUCUGGCGAGGGUGAGCGGGAGAAAACGAGUAGCUCCUGAAACGAAGUUUUAA
Molecule: messenger RNA, 1407 nt
Organism: Caenorhabditis briggsae
Lineage: Eukaryota; Metazoa; Nematoda; Chromadorea; Rhabditida; Rhabditidae
Exons: 10
Coding region: 1-1407 (468 amino acids)
Biological process (GO): transmembrane transport
Molecular function (GO): transmembrane transporter activity
Source: RefSeq, a predicted model, not a curated record